AGACAGACUGAGAGACAGAGAGAGAUGGGAGCCUGAAGUUAAACUUUGUUCUGCCUGAGUAUUACUUACGCUACUUACAUGUGUGUUGGUGAAGGAGUCAGAAUAAGAGAGCGCUAGUGAGCAUGCAUGAUUUAUAGGAAGUUUUGCUUGGUAGUCUUUAGGUCUGAGCAGCUCACUCUGCCACCACUUGAUUCAUCUGACUUGAUGAGGGGGGGAGCUGACCAUUCUUGACAAUGCCGUCUUUUGAUGAGGUCUUAAAAGAGGCUGGGGAGUUUGGAAGGUUUCAAAAGAAGGUCUUCUUCCUCCUUUGCCAGACUGGCAUAACUUUUUCUUUUUUGUUUGUUGGAGUUGUGUUUAUUGGACAAAAGCCCGAACAUUAUUGGUGUAGGAUCCCUUGUGCAGCUGAAUUAAGCAAACGUUGUGCAUGGACCUUUGAAGAGGAGUACAAUAUUACUGUUCUGGCUUCAAGUCUGAUGAAUUAUUCGUCCCAGUGCAAGAGAUAUGACAUCCAGCAGAACUGCACCUAUUACAGCUGUACCGACGUCCCACUGUCUCAUCUUCCUAACAGCAGCUUAGGCAAGGUGCCACUUACUACAUGCCAGGAUGGUUGGCAUUAUGACAAGCCCCAUUCGAGCAUUGCCAGUGAGUUUAACCUUGUGUGUGGAAACAAAUGGAUGAUAGACACAACACAGGCUGUUCUCAAUCUGGGUUUUUUAAUAGGAGGAUUCACUCUAGGUUAUGCUGCCGACAGAUAUGGCAGAAUCAUCAUUUAUCUCUGCUCUGCCUUUGGAGCCGGAUUGUGUGGUCUCAUAGGGGCUUUUGCAGAAAAUCUUGUCGUAUUUUCAAUAAUUCGCUUUCUGCAAGGUGUAUUUGGAAAAGGAACCUGGAUGACAGCUUUUGUUAUUGUGACAGAGAUUGUUGGUUCAGAAGAUCGGAGGAUUGUUGGGAUUAUAAUUCAGGUCUUCUUCACUCUUGGAGUUAUAAUUCUUCCUGGAAUUGCUUAUUUAAUUCCAACAUGGAAGGGGAUUCAGCUAGCUACAACACUCCCCAACUUCCUUUUCCUGCUGUAUUACUGGCUGAUACCUGAAUCUCCACGGUGGCUACUAACUCGCAAACAAGGAGAAAAGGCCCUUGAGGUUAUGCAGUCCAUUGCCAAAGAGAAUGGGAAAUGCCUUCCACCACAUUUUUGUGAGAUUACAGUCUCUGAUAAAGAAGCUGAUAAUCCUUCUCUGCUUGAUCUGGUUAAGACACCACAGAUGAGAAAAAUCACUCUAAUCCUAAUGUAUGCCUGGUUCACAAGUGCAGUAGUUUAUCAAGGCCUUGUCUUGCGCCUAGGGAUCAUAAAAGGAAAUCUCUAUCUGGAAUUCUUCAUCUCAGCAGUGAUGGAACUGCCUGCAGCUUUUUUAAUUUUAUUGACAAUUGACCGCAUUGGGCGACGUCCCCUCUUUGUUUCAAGUGCAAUAGUGGCCGGUGUUGCAUGCUUAAUUACUGCAUUCAUACCUAAAGAUAUGUCAUGGUUAACUACAUCAGUAGCCAUCCUGGCAAGACUCGGGAUCACCAUAACGUUUGAGCUUGUAUAUCUUGUCAAUUCUGAAUUGUAUCCUACAGUAUUCAGAAACUUUGGUGUCUCUCUCUGUUCAGGUUUGUGUGAUAUCGGGGGCAUUGUAGCCCCUUUUCUACUCUAUCGCCUAACAGAUAUCUGGUCGGAGCUUCCUUUAAUCGUCUACUGUAUACUGGCUGUUUUGUCUGGGAUUCUAGUCAUACUUCUACCUGAGACAAAGGGACUGCCCUUACCAGAGACAAUAGAGGAUGUGGAACAACUGUCAAGCAGCAGUAGACAUUGUGGGAAAAACAAAAAUCAAAAUUCCAGCACCUAUGUUUGAUGUUUUGUCACGUGCUCUACAGACCAUCCAUAGUCACCUGGUUCUUGGUUUGAUGUCCAUCAGAUGGCACCGUUAUUGUACCAGAUGGAGAAGAUGGAUCUGACUGUGUCAUAAUAAAUAUCCAUAAACGCAUCUCUUCAAAAUAUAAAGACAUAUAAAGACAUUA
Messenger RNA from Sceloporus undulatus (fence lizard), 2049 nucleotides. RefSeq names its product solute carrier family 22 member 3 (gene SLC22A3). NCBI's taxonomy places the organism in Eukaryota, Metazoa, Chordata, Lepidosauria, Squamata, Phrynosomatidae. The transcript is spliced from 11 exons. Bases 234 to 1883 code for a protein of 549 amino acids. The record is from RefSeq and is a predicted model, not a curated record. Gene Ontology annotation, cellular component: membrane. Gene Ontology annotation, molecular function: transmembrane transporter activity. Gene Ontology annotation, biological process: transmembrane transport.